Hydractinia symbiolongicarpus is the source of this 2630-nucleotide messenger RNA. RefSeq lists its product as uncharacterized. The record is from RefSeq and is a predicted model, not a curated record. Gene Ontology annotation, molecular function: G protein-coupled receptor activity. Gene Ontology annotation, biological process: adenylate cyclase-activating G protein-coupled receptor signaling pathway. Gene Ontology annotation, cellular component: plasma membrane. The transcript has 2 exons. Lineage: Eukaryota; Metazoa; Cnidaria; Hydrozoa; Anthoathecata; Hydractiniidae. The coding region runs from base 374 to 1267 and encodes 297 amino acids.
UUAUAAAGAAAGUUUUUAAGUAGAAUGUGGAUAAAUCUAUGUGUUUUGCCGUCCUUUAUAUAUCGUGUUUCUGUAUCAUGAGUUUUUUUUUACAAAAACAGACAAAAUACGGGUACUCAUUCAUUUAGAGAUUGCGCUUCCAUACAUACGAUUGGUUGUUCAAAAUGGUGCAAAUCAUUUUCUUAUCAUAGAACUGUUGUUUGUAAAAUCAAUUACGGCGGCAAUAAAAAUAAACGAGAAAUUCAACAUUAAUUACUUUUAAAUUCACAAUAACAAACAUUUAUAACGAACAUUUGUAAAAAAGAUUUAGUGGAAGUAAUAAAGGUCUCCGAGAGAAACACAACUUUUGAGGAACAAUACAGCGUCUACGACAAUGACAUCGAAGAAAGAAAACGGAUACGAUUUGGCAAUUUAUGGACUGGAUAACGGUCAAUUUUAUGCCAUCCAUAUACCAGCGUUAACAUGUAUCUAUUUAAGUUUAAUAACAGCUAUAUUGGUAAUAUAUUUUUCAUUUAAACAUCAAAGAAUAUCAACAUUUUUCACUUGGACAAAAAGUGAACGGUUUGUUGUGUAUCUUGCCAUAUGCGAUGCCUUGUUUAAUAUCUGCCACUCAAUGGAUCAUUUGCAUAUUGUCAUCAAAAAAGAUCAUGUCUACCCAAAAGCUCUUUGCGAGUUUUAUGGCAUCAUGCUAGCCGAGUUCAUUACUGCGCAGAACUUGAUGGUAAAUGUGGUUUCUAUCAAUGCUUUUGUUUUGAUUUACUUUGGCAAAAAGCUCGAAUUUGGAAAAUAUGAUUGGAAAUUAUCGCUUUGGGUGUUUGGAACACCUUUUCUUGGCAGCAUGGUUGCACUUACGACUGGAUCAAUGGGACCAUAUGGAACCUUCUGCUAUUUUGAUGGUGUAAAAGGAAUGUAUGCAAAUCUUUUCUUCACCACGGUGCCUCUAGUCAUUAUUCUGACUACGAAUAUCGUUCUGUAUGUUCUGACAUGGUAUCGUAUCCGGAAAGAGGAACCAAGAUUUAAAAAUUCGUCAGGACAAGAUGCCAAUGUUGUUCGUUCAUCACACAGGGCAGCUAAAAACAUGUCUUUAUUUGUUGCAGCUUUCUUUAUACAAUGGUGGGCCAGAGUUUUGUAUGGGGUGUGGCAGAUUAUUGCAGUGGUUCCACAAGCGUUGUUUCAAUGUGUUACGACUUUCUCAAACAUUGGAGGAAUUUUAAAUGGCAUUGUUUAUGUGAUUAUUAGAAAAAGAAAAGGGAAUAUUCAACAUUAAAAGCUAUUUAAAAGACUUAUCAUUAACCAUAUGUCAUGUAAUCUUUCAUUAUUAAAGCCGUUUUGAGUGGAUAAGUAAGUUAGUUGAAAAGGAAUGGAGGAGUGUUCGAAGCUUAACCAAGUACCCAAAAAUACGCAUUCGUUAUCUGUGAUGUCUGUUCCUGUCCCCUUUUCUUGGACCGGCGAACUGUUACCUUCCAGUUGUGGCACCUUGAUCACAACGAUUCGUUUUACCAGAUUCUAUGUAAUUAGUUUUAACCUUUAUAAAGUUCUUCCUGAAUACAAAACUGAAAUACGAAACAAACUUGAAAUAGUGAUGGUACGACGAAAGCCAUUCAAAACAAUAUUUACUCUGGGAUGCAGCCUGUUUUUGUGCACAAAACAAGUUAUUGCUUAGAUAUUUUAUUUAUUGCUGGUAAUAGAUACUUAAAAAUUGCAGAAAGAUUUGACACCACGAAAUUAAUAUUGAUCAAAAUUUGAACGAAGGUCACAUUUUACAGCUAAAAAAUCGAAAUAAAAAAACUUACCAAAGCAAACUUAUGUUAAAAUUGACACAAUUUGCUGGAAAUAGAAAAAAUCGAAUUAAAAAGCUUUGUUGUGUGGCUGACCAAUCUAUAAAUUUCGCUCCGUUUGAUAUGGAGUGAGAACUAUCAGAAGAGAACUGCUGCACAAGCAAGCUUACUCUUAUGUUUUAAUAUAUCCGGACGUUUCCUUCGUGGUUUAUCGGCUUUUUCGCAUGUACAAUUUUUGUAAACAACUUUUUAUAAGGACGUGUGAAUGUGGUUACAUUUCUGCUUUGUAAACGUUUAUGUAGCGAUGCUGUUGUACAGAGAAAAAUUAAACCCGACAACGUGUUUGUUUCUAAUUUAUAUCCUACAAACUAUCAACUAGGUUCUUAUAGAAAAAAACAUACCUGGGUGGCUUGACAGUUUGUCUUGUCUUUGGGAUUGACCAUCCACUUUUUAUUUUGGUCACGGCGGGUAAAAACGGUCCAAGAAAUGCUUAUCAAAAGCGUCCGCGUUUUUCGGCCCGUAGGUUUUUAAAAACGGUUGAGGACCGUAAGUAUUAUAUCUUUGGUACAUGGUACCAUACUUUUAUCUGGUAUGUGUUUUAAACGUGUCUGAUGGUUUUACGAGCGCUAGAAUUUGAAAGCCGAAUAAUUUUCUUUCGAUCGAAUAUAAACAUGCUUAUGUUGAACAUCGUGGAAUGUCUUUUUAGCUGUCUUGAAAUAGUGCCUCUUUCAAUUUUACCCUUCCAGUAACAAACUUUGUUGGGUAUAGAAUAGUAUUAAAUGGUAUUAUUUUUCUAUUUGAAGGCAUUAAAACGCAAGUUGUAAGACGAAUCUUCAAUUCUGUUGUUUUACA